Cladophialophora immunda is the source of this 1122-nucleotide messenger RNA. Its product is annotated as UDP-glucose 4-epimerase GalE. Bases 1 to 1122 code for a protein of 373 amino acids. Gene Ontology annotation, biological process: beta-D-galactose catabolic process via UDP-galactose, Leloir pathway. The record is from RefSeq and is a predicted model, not a curated record. Gene Ontology annotation, molecular function: UDP-glucose 4-epimerase activity. NCBI's taxonomy places the organism in Eukaryota, Fungi, Ascomycota, Eurotiomycetes, Chaetothyriales, Herpotrichiellaceae. The transcript is spliced from 2 exons. Gene Ontology annotation, cellular component: cytosol.
AUGCCUGCGGGGUCCUGCUUGAUCACUGGUGGCACCGGGUACAUUGGCUCCUUCACAGCCUUGGCCCUUCUCGAAGCAGACUACAAGGUCGUCGUUGUCGACAACCUCUACAAUUCCUCCCCCGAAGUCCUCAAUCGGAUAGAGCUUAUUUGCGGCAAGAGACCCGAAUACUACAAUGUUGACAUCACAGACGAAAAGGCGUUGGAUGAUGUCUUCUCAAAGCACCCGGACAUUGACAGUGUCAUCCACUUCGCCGCGUUGAAAGCCGUUGGCGAGUCCGGCGAGAUUCCCCUCGACUACUACCGCGUCAAUGUCUAUGGCACACUCUGCCUCCUGUCUUCUGCGGCACGACAUAACGUAACGAAUAUUGUCUACUCCUCUUCCGCCACUGUCUAUGGCGACGCCACCCGCGUACCGGGUAUGAUACCCAUCCCAGAAGAAUGCCCUCUGGGUCCUACAAAUCCCUAUGGCAACACCAAGUUCGCUUCCGAGUUGAUGAUUACCGACCACAUCAAUGCCGAGCGCGCAAAAGCCCAAAAGAAAGGCGACCCAGGCGCGGUAAAGAAAUGGAAUGCCGGGCUCUUGCGAUACUUCAACCCCGCGGGAAGCCACCCCAGCGGGAUCAUGGGGGAAGACCCCUCAGGAGUUCCAUACAACCUCUUACCAUUGCUCGCGCAAGUUGCCACGGGGAAGAGAGAAAAAUUGCUUGUGUUUGGCGACGACUACGCGUCUCAUGACGGCACUGCCAUUCGCGAUUACAUCCACAUCCUCGAUUUGGCUGCAGGCCACCUGAAGGCAUUAGAUUACCUACGCACGCAUCAGCCGGGUGUUCGGGCCUGGAAUCUCGGCACCGGGCGUGGCUCUACCGUAUUCGAGAUGAUAAAGGCAUUCAGCAAAGCCGUGGGUCGCGAGCUACCUUACCAAGUUGUCGAGAGAAGACCCGGUGACGUACUGGACCUGACCAGUAACCCGACGCGGGCAAAUCGAGAGCUUGGUUGGAAGGCGACCAGGACGAUGGAGGACGCCUGUGCAGAUUUGUGGCAAUGGACCGAGAAUAAUCCAGAGGGUUAUAGGCAGAAACCGCCACAGAAGUUUUUGGAUGCGUUGAAGAAGAACAACUGA